AUGCCUGGACCCAAGCAGACAAAGACCGAGGAUGAGAUUCCUCAGACUGAUGCUCAAUUCAUCACAGGCAAGCAUUCUUCUUCCUCGCAUUUUCUCACUACUGUCGCUAAGCAUUCCAAACAGGUUGACCUGAACCGAGUGGCCGCUGCGCUUGGCUACACCAACGUUGCCUCCACCGCGAACCGAUUCCGCGCCCUGCGCAAGCGUUACGGUUUUGAGCUCGAAGCCACCCAAACAAGUGGAAGCCCCACCAAGAUAGACACCGCGUUGGCCGGAGGCAAUGGCUCCCUGGAUGCUCAGAACGGGCAGGCCGCCCCUGAAGUCACUACCCCGACCAAACGCAAGGCGCCUGCCAAGAGGAACCCCCGAAAGAAAGCCAAGGCCAAUGCUGAGGAGGCUGCUGAGUUGAACACCUCCGACGAAGCUCAGGCUGGGUCUGAUGUCGAUGCCAAACCGAACAAAAAGGGUCGCAAGAAGGGCGCUGCUGCCCGUGCCAAGUCUGCUCCCAAGGUGGAAGUUGUGGUUGCGUCUGAGACCCCAGAUGAGGUCGAUCUUGCAAAUGAGGUCGUCUGAAUGUUUCUUGAAUGGUCUACGAUACUGGUACAUUGCCUUGAAAGAGGAUUUGCUUGCUUUGUCGCUAAUUGGAU
Messenger RNA from Aspergillus uvarum CBS 121591, 647 nucleotides. RefSeq lists its product as uncharacterized. NCBI's taxonomy places the organism in Eukaryota, Fungi, Ascomycota, Eurotiomycetes, Eurotiales, Aspergillaceae. The coding region runs from base 1 to 573 and encodes 190 amino acids. The transcript has 2 exons. The record is from RefSeq and is a predicted model, not a curated record.